Molecule: messenger RNA, 717 nt
Organism: Nannizzia gypsea CBS 118893
Lineage: Eukaryota; Fungi; Ascomycota; Eurotiomycetes; Onygenales; Arthrodermataceae
Product: phosducin family protein
Exons: 3
Coding region: 1-717 (238 amino acids)
Biological process (GO): protein folding
Cellular component (GO): cytoplasm
Source: RefSeq, a predicted model, not a curated record
AUGGAUAUGCCUGUGAAUGUGCCCAUUGAUGACCCAAACGCUGACACAGAAUGGAAUGAUAUCCUUCGGAAACAUGGGAUUAUACCAGAAAAGCCUCCAUCCCCCACGCCAAUUAUAGAAGAAGCAAUUGAAAAGGCUCGUCAGCUUGAGCACGAGAACCGGCUGGAAGACAAGACCUUGGACGAACUCGAUGCCCUUGAGGACGAAGAAGACGAGGAAUUCCUGGAACAAUACCGAAAAAAGCGGUUUCAGGAAUUGUCGCGGAUACAGCAGACGAGCAUCCACAACCAAGUCUACCCGCUCCAAAAGCCGGACUACGCCAAAGAUGUCACAGAAGCAUCCUCUAAAUACUUUGUGCUAGUGCACCUUACAUCCUCAUUGGGAAACAACAUAGAAUCCCGUAUACUCACCGACAUAUGGCGGCAACUGGCUGCCAAGUACGGGGAUAUCAAGUUUUGUGAGAUGCGCGCCGACUUGUGUAUUGAGGGGUAUCCUGAGCGAAACACACCUACCAUACUCGCCUAUAAGGACGGCGACAUUAAGAGGCAGAUCAUUACCCUACGAGAGCUGAACGGGGCACGGACGCGAGCCGAGGAUGUGGAAAAAGUGCUUGUUGCACUGGGCGCCUUGGAUGAACAUGAUAGCCGGUUGAAGCAGGCGUCUAGUACGCCGAAGCCGGCUGAGAAAGAUGAAGAUGAUUACGACGACUGGGAUUGA